AUGUUGGCUGGAGCGCUUCGUGGCUUCCACCCAAGAUCUGCAGCCGUCGCUGUACGGCGCCUUCAUUCUGCCGGACUUGGAGGAAGGCCAGAAGUGUGCGGAGUGUUUCGAGCAGCUCAUGAAGUUGCACUUGCAAGACAAGCGGAAGAAUUGGGGAGCCGUGGCACGGAAGGAGAAUGUGGCAACUAUGCAAAUUCCAUCAUGAAGGCUCACGGCAAAGCCAAACCCUUCGGCCUGGAGCUGGACGAGCUCUUUGCGCUGGUCGCUUAUGCCUAUGACCAUCCCCCUGCCCCGCCGAGUGCCAACCUCUGGGCACUGCUGGGGUCUCUGGUCCGGGAGCGCCAGCUCCAAGAGGCUGGGCUCUUCCUGCGAUACUUCCAGCAGGCAGUGGAGAAGCGGACGCAGCGGCAGCCCGAGGCGACCUUCCUCUAUUGCGGCAUGCCAGAGAUGAACCUCACCCUGGAGGAGGGCAUGUAUAUCUAUUGGCGGACUUUCACCAGUUGGACACGCCACUUCCAAGUGGCACGUUCUGCUGGUGCUGGCGUCAUCCGCCUGACAGCCCACUGGGUUUGCGAGAUCUCAGAGUUCAGCGAGUAUUGCGUGCGAAAUUGCGUCUCCGAAGUGAUCCUGCGGCCAAACCAGGUGCUGAAGGUAGUUGCCUGUCCAGGCAUUUCUGAAGGCCAUGACAUCGCACUGGAUUUAUUGGAGGAGGAGGAGGAGGAGGAGGAGAGCCCCUUCUGA
Messenger RNA from Effrenium voratum, 741 nucleotides. NCBI's taxonomy places the organism in Eukaryota, Dinophyceae, Suessiales, Symbiodiniaceae. The record is from the annotation of a GenBank genome assembly.